Messenger RNA from Ficedula albicollis (Collared flycatcher), 3115 nucleotides. Its product is annotated as antigen peptide transporter 2-like. Gene Ontology annotation, biological process: transmembrane transport. The transcript is spliced from 11 exons. The coding region runs from base 403 to 2604 and encodes 733 amino acids. Gene Ontology annotation, cellular component: membrane. The record is from RefSeq and is a predicted model, not a curated record. Gene Ontology annotation, molecular function: ATP binding; ABC-type transporter activity; ATP hydrolysis activity. Lineage: Eukaryota; Metazoa; Chordata; Aves; Passeriformes; Muscicapidae.
GGCGGGGGCUCGAAAGCGAAACCUUAACGGACCUUUCUAGGAGCUACCGGAGAGCUGAACUGGGAGCACUGGUGUGCACUGGUGAGUGCCCCGAGCUGGACUGGAAACACUGAUGUGGACUGGGGAGCUGAGAGGGCUGGACUGGGAAGUGUCUUCUGUGGACUGGGGAGCGCCCCGAGCUGAACUGGGAGCACUGGUAUGGACUGGGGAGCGCCCCAGGCUAGACUGGGAGCACUGGUGUGGACUGCUGAGCUCAGGGCACAAGACUGGUAGCACGCUCGUCUAGACUGGGAGCACUGGUGUGGACAGGGGAGCACCCCAGUGCUCACUGGUUUUAACUGGUGAGUUCUCAGGCUGUUGAUCCUUCCCACACAGGGAGCACUGGUCUGUACUGGUCCCGCCAUGGCGCUGCCAUCCGCUGCUCUCCUGCCCGGCCUUCUGCUGGUGGCCGAUGCCCUGGCGCUGGUGUUACUGGUGCCGCUGGUACCGCUGCUGGCUCCGCUGGGCGUGGCGGGCGUAUGGCUCGAAGCCGCCCUGCGCCUGCCCGUCCUGGUCGUGGCCACCUGGCUGCUCGCCCCGCGCCGUCCCCCCGGGGCCACCGCGGCCGCCCUGACGGUCGCCGCCACCCCCGCAGCCUUCGGAACCUUGCGGUCCCUCCUGGGCCCGCCCGGGGCCGGCCCGGGGCUCUUGGCAGCCGCCUCGCCCGCCUGGCUCGGGGUCGCCCACGCAGCUGCCGCACUGGCCCAGCUGGCCUGGGCCGCGCCCCCGGUCCCUGGCGGUGUCCCUGAGACCCCCGGCGACGUCCCCAAGGCUGCUGGCACCGUCUGGCGCGUUCUGGCACUGACCUGGGAGGAGCGGAACGUCCUUGGAGCCGCCGUCCUCUGCCUCGUGCUGGCGGCCAUUGGGGAAACAUUGGGACCCUACGUCACCGGGAAGGUGCUGGAUGCCAUCAGCAGUGGGGAUGGACUCACCGCUGGAGCUGUCGGCAUGGUGGCGGCUGCUGGAGCCACCAGUGUGCUGUUUUCUGGGUGCCGUGGGUGCUUCUUCCUACUGUUGAGAGCACGUCUCCGUCGGAGCCUGAGCCUUCGGCUCUUUUCCCACCUGGUGCACCAAGACUUGGAUUUCUUCCAGGGAAGGCCAGCAGCUGAGCUCCUGGCUCGGUUUUCCACCGAAGUGCCUCAGGUGUGCUCGGCGGCACCGACUGCAGCCAACCAGCUGCUCCGAAGCCUGGGAAUGGCCCUGGUGGUGGGGGUGUUCAUGGUGGGGCUGGCACCGGGCCUGGCACUGCUGGCACUGCUGGAGGUGCCCCUUGGAAUCACCACCCGCCGCAUCCAGAGCACCCGGAAACAGGCACUUCAGCAAUCCAUGCUGGAAGCAUCUGCCCGGACAUCCUCAGGGGUGCAGGAAUCUGUUGCCGCCAUCGAGACAAUCCGUAUCUUUUCGGCUGAGGAGGAGGAGGAAGAGGAACACAGCUGCAACCUGGCCAAGGAGCUGAGGCUGAAGGAGCGGAUAGAGCUGGAGCUGGCAUUCUUCACCCUUGUCUACAGGAUUCUCCACCUGACUAUCCGGGUCCUAGUGCUCUUCCGGAGCCAUCAGCAGCUCCGUGAUGGACACAUCACUCCUGGGGUCCUCGUCACCUUCCUGCUGUACCAGGACACGGUUGGCAGUCAUGUCCAGGUGCUGCUCUACGGCUUCAAUGAAUUCCUGACCAACGCGGCUGCCGGCCGGAAGGUCUGGGAAUACCUGGAUCGGAAACCCACAAGGGACAUCGGGGGGACGCGGGAGCCCCCUGAGCUUCAGGGCCAUGUCACUUUUCAGAAGGUCUCCUUCACGUAUCCUGGGAAUCCAGAGCACCCUGUGCUGAAGGAUGUAAGCUUUGAGGUGCGUUCCGGGGAGGUGACGGCGCUGGCGGGGCCCAAUGGAAGCGGGAAGAGCACGGCCGUGGCACUGCUGGAGUGUCUGUGGGAUCCUGGGAGCGGGAAGGUGCUGCUGGAUGGGAUCCCACUGCCAGAAUAUGAACACCAGUACCUGCACCGGAAGGUGGUGCUGGUGGAGCAGGAUCCCGUCCUGUUUUCUGGAACAAUCCGUGAAAACAUCGUGCUGGGGCUGGAACACUGCAAAGAGUCAGAGCUGCAGGAGGCCGCCACUGCUGCUGGAGCCAUGGACUUCAUCCAGGGGCUGGAGCAGGGCUGGGACACGGGUGAGAGCUGGGGGAAUACCAAGGGAAUCCUGGGGCCUGGGGCUUCAUCCUGGGGUUGGAGGGGGGCUGGUGAGAGCUGGGGGGAUGGGGCACCCCCUGAUCCCAAGAUCCUCUGGCAGAGAUGGGAGAGCAUGGGGGCUCUGGAUGAUGGAGACGAGGGGGCGGCACAGCGCUGGGUGCGCACUGGGCUGGCCCAGACCGUGCUGGUCGUGUCCCACCGGUUGCGGGUGCUGGAUGCCGCCGAUCGCCUGGUGGUGCUGGAGCACGGAGCCGUGGUGGAGAGCGGGACGCCAGCCGAGCUGCGGGAACGCUGCGGCGCCUACAGCCGUCUGCUCCUUGCUGGAGGCAGCACUGAGGCCCCUAGGAUGGGCAGCGAGAAGGGGGCUGCAUCUGGCACAGAAUAAAGGGGAAUUAGCCCCAGUGUCCCCAUACCUGGUGUCACCAGCCAGCUCCUGGUGUCCCCAGUCAGUGUCCUGUGAAUCUCUUAUCCCCGCAUCCUCUGGAUCCCAGCUCCCUGUGUCCCCCAGGUCUGCCCAUUCCCUGGAUGUCUGUGUCCCUUGGAUCCCCACUCCCCAUGACUCCUGUGUCCUUCUCUGUGUCCUCCAUGCACAGAUCACCUGUAUCCAAGCCCCACCCAAUGAUCCCCAUGUCCCCCAUGUCUGCUCCUGGACAUGAGAUGCAGAGUGGGAAAUAAAUCCCAAGGUAAGGAUCUGGGUGUGGAUGUCAUAUCCUCAUCACACGCCUGCUCUGCUCACUCCAAGCUCCUGAUGUCCCCAGUCCUUUCCCAAUGUCCCCAUCCCUAUGCCCAGUGUCUUCAUCCCAGUUCCCUAUGUUCCCUUUUCUAUUCAUGGUUCCCAGAGAGGAACUGCUAGGCACUAGAGGAGGAAACUGGGAUUUAUUGCCCAAACUAGGGUA